Danaus chrysippus (African queen) is the source of this 1338-nucleotide messenger RNA. Lineage: Eukaryota; Metazoa; Arthropoda; Insecta; Lepidoptera; Nymphalidae. The record is from the annotation of a GenBank genome assembly.
AUGGCUCUGAACAAACUCAGUAUCGAUGCUUUAAAUUUAAGUGGAAAACGAGUUUUAAUGAGGGUGGAUUUUAAUGUUCCCCUAAAGGAUGGUGUUAUUACUAACAAUCAGCGUAUUGUGGCUGCAUUGGAUUCCAUUAAGUAUGCCUUAGACAAGGGAGCUAAAUCAGUGGUACUUAUGUCACAUCUUGGACGACCUGAUGGUCAAGCAAACCUCAAGUACACAUUGAAACCAGUCGCCGAAGAGCUUAAAAAACUUCUCAAUAGGGACAUAACUUUCUUGUCGGACUGUGUUGGGUCAGAAGUUGAAGGGGCAUGUGCUGAUCCCCCAGUUGGUUCAGUAAUAUUGUUAGAAAAUCUUCGCUUCCAUGUUGAAGAGGAGGGCAAAGGUGUAGAUGGCAGUGGAGCAAAAGUAAAAGCAGACCCAGCGAAAGUGAAAGAGUUCAGGUCUAGUUUACGCAAACUUGGAGAUGUUUACAUCAAUGAUGCUUUUGGUACUGCUCACAGAGCACACAGCUCUAUGAUGGGAGAAGGUUUUGACCAGAGAGCCAGUGGUUUCUUACUGAAAAAGGAGCUCCAGUACUUUGCUAAAGCUCUUCAUGAACCGGAGAGACCGUUCCUUGCUAUUCUGGGAGGGGCAAAAGUAGCAGACAAAAUUUUGCUUAUAGAAAAUCUGCUUGACAAAGUUAAUGAGAUGAUCAUCGGAGGAGGCAUGGCGUACACCUUCCUCAAGGAAACCCAAGGCAUGGCUAUUGGCAACUCUCUGUAUGAUGCUGAUGGUGCUAAAAUUGUAGCAAAACUUCUUGAAAAGGCAGCCAAAAACAAUGUCAAAGUACAUUUACCUGUGGACUUUGUGACAGCUGAUAAGUUUGAUGAGAAUGCACAGGUUGGCUCAGCCGAUGUUGCAUCUGGUAUACCUGACGGAUGGAUGGGUCUUGACGUUGGACCCAAGUCUAGAGAAUUAUUUGCUGAACCUAUCGCCAGAGCCAAAGUCAUUGUAUGGAAUGGACCUGCAGGUGUAUUUGAGUUUGAGAAAUUUGCUGGCGGAACUCGUGCUCUCAUGGACGGAGUGGUGAAGGCUACUGCUAAUGGAACUGUCACAAUUAUUGGUGGAGGGGACACCGCUACUUGCUGUGCUAAGUGGGGAACCGAAGACAAGGUUUCUCAUGUGUCCACUGGUGGGGGCGCUUCACUCGAACUUCUUGAAGGUAUACCUUCCCUCAAAGUUUUUCUAAUCUGCCAAAAGAAUAAUAAAGAAUUUCAUAUUGAAAUAUUGUCCAAUCACCUUAUUGUAAUUUGUAAAGUACUUCCAGGCGUCGCCGCACUGUCUGAUGCAUAA